UGGGGCUGGGGCUGGUAGCCCACCGGUUCCUGUCCCCUGCUGGCAACCCCUUCGCCCGGCCCCCCACGGACCCUCCCCGGCCGCUGGUGACGGAUCAGCGGGCGCGUGACAGGGUGCUGAAGCGGGGGUUCAGCGCUGCGCGCGUGCCGCGGGCCCUGGAUGCCGUGGUCAUCGGCAGUGGCAUGGGUGGCCUGGCGGCGGCCGGCACCCUGGCCAAGGUGGGCAAACGGGUGCUGGUGCUGGAGCAGCACGACCAGGCCGGCGGGUGCUGCCACACCUUCCAGGAGCAGGGCAGCGAGUUCGACGUGGGCAUCCACUACGUGGGGCAGAUGCACGAGGGCAGCAUGCUGCGCGUGGUGCUGGACCAGCUGACGGAUGGGCAGCUCUGCUGGCAGCGCCUGCCCGACCCCUACGACGAGGUGGCCCUGGGUCCCCGCCGCUACCAGCUCCGCGCCGGCAAGGCCGCCUUCGCCGCCGCGCUGGAGGAGCAGUUCCCCACCGAGAAGGAGGCCAUCCGGGAGUUCAUGAGGCUCUCCAAGAUGGCCUCGAGGCACGUGGCGCUGCUGGCGCUGCUGAAGAUGGUGCCGCGGUGGCUGGCCGCCCUGCUGCUCCGCACCGGCCUCGUGCACCGCAUCUCGCCCGUCUUCCGCAUGGCGGCCACCAACCACAGCGAGGCCGUGGCCCGGCUGACAGCCAACCAGGACCUGCGCGCUCUGCUCGGCUACCUCUUCUAUGGCACGGCGCCGCGGGACUCCAGCUUCCUGAUCAACGUGCUGAUGGUGCACCACUACCAGCGGGGCGCCUGGUACCCGCGGGGGGGGGCCAGCGAGAUCGCCUUCCAUGCCGUGCCCCUCAUCGAGAGGGCCGGGGGGGCCGUGCUGGUGCGCGCCCCUGUCACCCGUGUCCUCGUCUCGCCCGCUGGCACCGCCGUGGGGGUGGCCGUGCAGAAGGGGCUGAGCGAGGAGGAGGUGGAGAUCUUGGCGCCCGUCGUCAUCUCCGACGCCGGCAUCUUCAACACCUUCGGCAAGCUGCUGCCCGCCCCGCUCCGCAGCCACCCGGUGUCCCCAGUGUCCCCUCCGGGAGCGGGAUGGCAUCGUCCCCAGCCCUCCCACGUCCCCGCAGGCGUCCGCUCCCGCCUGGCCAUGGUGCGCCAUGGCAUGGGCUCCUUCCUGGUGUUCGUGGGGCUGCGGGGCAGCGCGGCCGAGCUGGCCCUGCCCGCCACCAACUUCUGGAUCUACCCCCACAACAACCUGGAUGCCAUGAUGACCCGCUAUGCUGCCCUGCACCGUGACGACGUCCCCGAGAACCUGGCUAUGAUGUUCAUCACCUUCCCUGCUGCCAAGGACCCCACCUACGAGGAGAGGCACCCAGGCCGCUCGUGCAUGACCAUCCUGACCAUGGCGCGGUACGAGUGGUUUGAGGAGUGGGCCGGCACCCACGCCAAGCACCGGGGUGCUGAGUACCAGCAGUACAAGGGGGCCAUCGCCCAGCGGCUGCUGGAGCGCGCGCUGCAGCGCUUCCCCCAGCUCCGCGACAAGGUGGAGUUCGUGGAGGCGGCGUCGCCGCUCACCAACGAGCACUACCUGGCGGCGCCUCGCGGCGAGAUGUACGGCACCGAGCACGAUGUCGGCCGCUUCACCCCGGACGUGGUGGCCGCCAUGAGAGCCGAGACGCCCGUGAAGAACCUCUACCUGACUGGGCAGGAUGUGUUCAGCUGCGGGCUGGCGGGGGCCCUCCAUGGGGGGCUGCUCUGCGCCUCUGCGGUGCUGGGCCGCGUGCUCUACCUGGACCUGCUGCUCCUCAAGAAGAAGAUCAAGCGGCGCCGGGGCCGGCAAGUGGCGUGA
Cygnus atratus (black swan) is the source of this 1844-nucleotide messenger RNA. RefSeq names its product all-trans-retinol 13,14-reductase-like. Gene Ontology annotation, molecular function: oxidoreductase activity. The transcript is spliced from 11 exons. Lineage: Eukaryota; Metazoa; Chordata; Aves; Anseriformes; Anatidae. The record is from RefSeq and is a predicted model, not a curated record. The coding region runs from base 183 to 1844 and encodes 553 amino acids.